Messenger RNA from Apaloderma vittatum (bar-tailed trogon), 1921 nucleotides. RefSeq names its product signal recognition particle 54kDa (gene SRP54). The transcript is spliced from 15 exons. Bases 35 to 1549 code for a protein of 504 amino acids. Gene Ontology annotation, biological process: SRP-dependent cotranslational protein targeting to membrane, translocation; SRP-dependent cotranslational protein targeting to membrane. The record is from RefSeq and is a predicted model, not a curated record. Gene Ontology annotation, cellular component: cytosol; signal recognition particle, endoplasmic reticulum targeting. Gene Ontology annotation, molecular function: GTPase activity; 7S RNA binding; endoplasmic reticulum signal sequence receptor activity. NCBI's taxonomy places the organism in Eukaryota, Metazoa, Chordata, Aves, Trogoniformes, Trogonidae.
CAGAUUCUUCUGAGUUGUACUUCAAGCUGCCAAGAUGGUUCUAGCAGAUCUUGGAAGAAAAAUAACUUCAGCAUUACGCUCACUGAGCAAUGCUACGAUUAUCAAUGAAGAGGUUUUAAAUGCUAUGCUAAAAGAAGUAUGUACAGCAUUACUGGAAGCUGAUGUUAAUAUUAAACUUGUGAAGCAACUCAGAGAAAAUGUCAAGUCUGCAAUUGAUCUUGAAGAAAUGGCAUCUGGCCUUAACAAAAGAAAAAUGAUUCAGCAUGCGGUCUUUAAGGAACUUGUUAAGCUUGUAGAUCCUGGAGUCAAAGCAUGGACACCUACCAAAGGAAAACAGAAUAUUAUAAUGUUCGUUGGUUUGCAAGGAAGUGGUAAAACUACAACCUGUUCAAAGUUAGCAUACUUCUAUCAGAGGAAAGGUUGGAAGACGUGUUUAAUAUGUGCAGACACUUACAGAGCAGGUGCUUUUGACCAGUUAAAGCAGAAUGCCACAAAAGCAAGAAUUCCCUUUUAUGGGAGUUAUACAGAAAUGGAUCCUGUAAUUAUUGCCUCGGAAGGUGUUGAGAAAUUUAAGAAUGAAAACUUUGAAAUAAUCAUCGUUGAUACGAGUGGACGUCACAAACAGGAAGACUCUUUGUUUGAAGAGAUGUUACAAGUUGCUAAUGCUAUACAACCAGAUAACAUUGUUUAUGUAAUGGAUGCUUCCAUUGGCCAAGCUUGUGAAGCUCAAGCUAAAGCUUUCAAAGAUAAAGUAGAUGUAGCUUCUGUUAUUGUGACGAAGCUCGAUGGACAUGCCAAAGGAGGUGGAGCUCUUAGUGCAGUUGCUGCCACAAAGAGUCCUAUUAUUUUUAUUGGAACUGGUGAGCACAUAGAUGACUUUGAACCCUUCAAAACACAGCCUUUCAUCAGCAAACUUCUUGGUAUGGGUGAUAUUGAAGGAUUGAUAGACAAGGUAAAUGAGUUGAAGUUGGAUGAUAACGAAGCACUCAUAGAGAAGCUCAAACACGGUCAAUUUACGUUAAGAGAUAUGUAUGAACAAUUUCAAAACAUCAUGAAAAUGGGACCGUUCAGUCAGAUCUUGGGUAUGAUCCCUGGUUUCGGAACUGACUUUAUGAGUAAAGGCAAUGAACAGGAAUCAAUGGCAAGGCUAAAGAAACUGAUGACUAUAAUGGACAGUAUGAAUGACCAAGAACUUGACAGUACAGAUGGUGCCAAAGUUUUCAGUAAGCAGCCAGGAAGAAUCCAAAGAGUAGCAAGAGGUUCAGGUGUUUCUACCAGAGAUGUUCAAGAGCUUUUGACCCAAUAUACUAAGUUUGCACAGAUGGUGAAGAAGAUGGGAGGCAUUAAAGGGCUUUUCAAAGGUGGUGAUAUGUCAAAGAAUGUAAACCCAUCUCAGUUGGCCAAACUGAACCAACAGAUGGCGAAGAUGAUGGAUCCAAGAGUUCUUCAUCAUAUGGGUGGCAUGGCAGGAUUGCAGUCAAUGAUGAGACAAUUUCAACAAGGUGCUGCUGGGAAUAUGAAAGGCAUGAUGGGAUUCAAUAAUAUGUAAAGAAGCCUUAAUAAAAAUGGACUUGGUUGAUUCUUCAUUGCAACUUCAGUGAAAGAAUUUGCUUUCUUCCUUUUGACAGUGAUGGGGGGAGUGGUCUUUUGGAAUCUUAUUCAGGCUUCUCAGUUUCUACAUCUAAUUUCUGAAAACUAUUUUUGCUUACAUUAGUUCCUCUCCACUAAUACCUGAUGGCACAAAGAGUAAUUCAAUUUAAUAAACCAAAACCAUGAUGUAAAAUUUUAAUAUUUAGAGAGACUUUUUAAUUGUUUACAUCAAAUGGCAGCCAUUAUAUUUGUAAACAACCCUGAUCUUUGGUUAUAGUAACAUAAAAUGUCACAAAUAUACUGUAAAAUAAAAUUUAAGUGGUUAUAAACA